Messenger RNA from Phyllopteryx taeniolatus (common seadragon), 1840 nucleotides. It is a transcript of the gene srsf10a, whose product is annotated as serine and arginine rich splicing factor 10a. NCBI's taxonomy places the organism in Eukaryota, Metazoa, Chordata, Actinopteri, Syngnathiformes, Syngnathidae. The transcript is spliced from 6 exons. Gene Ontology annotation, molecular function: RNA binding. The record is from RefSeq and is a predicted model, not a curated record. Bases 324 to 1064 code for a protein of 246 amino acids.
UGCUAUUACAGUUCGUCGAACGGGGAACGUUCUAAAAAAAAAUUUUAAAAAACACCUGUGGCUCUUAAAUCGUCGUCACAAAUGGCGAGGUACCUGCGACCCCCAAACUCCUCUCUGUUUGUCCGGAAUAUCUCCGAUGAGUCCAGAAUGGUAAAGAUACAGUUCUGGAGAGCCAGCCCCCACACAGAAAAGUUACCAGGUAGACUAGCCAAAGCCAAAGACCAAGCGCUAGCAAAAAAAAAAAACAUACACAGCAAAAGCAUCAAGAUGCAAAGAGGAGAGAGAGCGGCCAUUUUGUCUGCCAAAGGGAGCACCUCCAUUUUAUGGGCCAAAGGGAGGAAAAGCGGGCGAAAAGUGUUUAUUGGGCAAAGACAAGUGCUACUACGUUCUUCUGCCAAGGCAAAAAAGAGCAAGCUCAAGUGCAAAGAUCAAGCGUGUUAAAAGGUAAACAAGACAAGCUUUUUUUAACCACGUUCGAAGAUGUCAGAGAUGCUGAAGACGCCCUCCACAAUCUGGACCACAAGUGGGUGUCUGGGCGCCAGAUCGAGAUCCAGUUUGCCCAAGGAGACCGCAAGACUCCCAACCAGAUGAAGUCCAAAGAGCGACACUCCCCUCGUAGCUUCUCGCGCUACGACGACGACGACCGCGACGGGCGCCGCAGACGUUCUCGCAGUCGUAGCUACGAGCGCCGCCGAUCGCGCAGCCCCUCGUACGAACGCCGGCCGCGGGGAUCGGACAGUCCCAGAGACUCACGCUCCUACACCCGACACAGACGCAGCAGAAGCCACGAAAAUGACAAGCACAAAGGCGGCCAGCACGAACGCCACAGAACCCAGCAGGAGGCUGGCUCCCGGAACAGCUCGCCGUCCCACUCCAGACCCAAGGGCAGAAAGAGCCCGUCCCGGUCGCAUAGCCCCGCCACCCAGGAAGAAGAUUUCCACCUGGCCCCUGGCUCCCGCAAACGCUCCUUUGGCCGCUCCCCGUCGCGUUCCGGGUCACGCUCUGUAUCCCGCUCGCGAUCGCGGUCCCGCUCCUGGGCAGAGUAUAAGUCCGGAGGCCGCUAAACGGUUAACACUUUUUCAGAACUUUUUUUGGGGGUGGGGGGGGGGGUUGUACAUUUGUGUUCCGUGACUCGUUUUAUGAGGUACAGUUUUCCGACUAUUAAAAUCUUUUUAACACAAUGCCCUUAACUUCUACGCAUUGGGUCCCUAUGAUUGGCUAUUAAUUACACUGGAAUCUCCUAUCCACAAAACAUUUUGUGGGCAAAAGACUUCAUAAGAGUUUGACAUCAACAGAUCAGGUGAGACUCCAGCUGAGUGAAUCAAAUGUUUUGCUUUGUGUGUGGGAUAACUAUAGCACAGGAAAGUAAGAAUUAGGGUUAGCAUAUAGUUGGUUGCUCAGCCUAACAAAAUACCAUUACAGCAUAAUGCUAAUGUAAAUAUGCCUUUCAUACUGUACGUUACAUAACUUCAGCAAUACCCCCACAACGCCACUAGAAGGCAGUAACGCCCUAUGUCUGAAGAAUCCCCAGCCACACUUUGUACAACUUUUAUGUAAAUGCUACUUGAAAAUUGCUAGUACUGUUGAUACACAAAGGCGCUAAUUUUAGCAACCUAACAUUUCACAUGGCCAUAUUUUUAAAUGGAAAUCAACCGUAGUCAUGCACCUGCGUUGGCAUGGCAACAGUUUAUGGUCAUGAUCAGUAUGUUGGCAUUUGUACAAUGACUGGACUAACCAACUGUUCUCUUGUAGUUCAAUAAAAAAAAAAAUCACCUCUGCCAAAACUGUAUUGUGAGUAUAAAACUGCUCUUUGGACAAUACCAAUAAAAUGUAAAAUCAA